This is a messenger RNA of Silurus meridionalis, 3276 nucleotides long. RefSeq lists its product as uncharacterized. NCBI's taxonomy places the organism in Eukaryota, Metazoa, Chordata, Actinopteri, Siluriformes, Siluridae. The transcript is spliced from 11 exons. The record is from RefSeq and is a predicted model, not a curated record. Bases 172 to 2496 code for a protein of 774 amino acids.
ACCUGUUGGUUCCAGAUUACGCGACACAAUUUCUUUUGUGAGUUUUGCGUUUUAUAGGCGUGCGUAGUAAAGUUUAGAAAGUUGGACGCUUGUGGUGUUCGUGUUCGGUCUUCAUAUGGGGCUUUGUGACUGCUCUGAUCUCACUUCACAGGAGGUCCCAUUUCAAGCAGGAUGACUUCUAGGAGGAAGAUUGAAGCAUGUCGUAUAUGUGGAGGCGACCUGCAGGGGAAUCAACGCCGCUGGCUUUUUUCAGCUCAAAAUAAGAAAGGGGCCCAGAAUCAGAGUUCAUCUGUCCUGCUGUCACCAACCUGGUCUGCCCAGAGCAGUCCAUGGGGCAGUACAUUGUCUCUUGGAUCCUCAAGUUCACCAUACAAGUCUUAUACCCUUCCCACCCCCAAUAAAGGACUGGACUUGCUUGCUGUGCUGACACACAUAUUGGGGCAGUCUGUAACACGGGAAAAUGGAAAAGGGGAAUUUAUAUGUGGCAAAUGUGUGUCUGUGCUUGAGCGAGUGUUUAAGUUUGACACAGUCAUCGCCAGAGUUCGGGUUUUAUCCAGGGAGAGGCUUCAGAAACUGACCAAGGAAAGAGAUUGCUUGAGACGGUGGGUAUGGAAUAUUUAUAGACAACACCAUCCGUUUGUCCUUAAGAGCAGAGGAAGCUCCAGUGAAGAUGAGGUCGAGCUGGGAGAAAAGGACUCUGGGAAAGCGUACCGAGAGAUGCUGAGUGACAACAUGGCUCUCGCUGCGUAUGAAUGCUGGUCUGAGAAAACUGAGUCAUGUCCAUAUUUUAAGAGAACCGGUAAAAGAUGCGGCAAAUUGAAAAACUGCGAGUGUUGUGACUCCUUAAGGGUUUCCGAUGCCAAUUACGAAUUUAUUUGUGGAGUUCCUCGCAACUUACCUGAGCAAGCCCUGUCCCCAAUCGGCAUGCCUCUUAACUGGCCCCGAAGUCCAUCGAUGCGCUCCAGUCCUGCCUCCUUAGCUGGUUCCUGCCAUUCACUAAAAGCACGAUCUCGUACAGCUUCAGCACCUUCGCUCGACUCUGUAGAUGGUUAUGAUCCAUUUGACUGGCCAGAUGAGCAUUUUGUCAUCUUGGACUCCAUCCUUGAUAAGCUGAAAAGUAUAGAGGGAAAGCCAGUCAGGUCUCCAGCAGGAAGUCGCAUACCAAUUUUAGCAAAAGGACAAAAUAGCUGUGGUGCAGAUGGAUUGCCUUCGAUCGGGGUCACACGGGUGCUGAAUUUUGUACAGCGAGAUGAACGAGAUAAGGAAGAUGUGAAUGGAGAGAGUGACGAUGUACUGACUGAAUUGAGGGAUGAUUUUAUGCCACUGCAUAAAGAGGUAACCACAAACAAAGUGCACUUUGUAGUCAAGCAGUUACGAGAGCAGCUGGAUGAAGCACAAGCUCGAAUCAGGACGUUGGAAGCGGGGCUUCAGAACAGCAACCUUUCAGUUCCCAGUAAGACCAGUCAGUCAAAGCAGUCACUACCAGAGUAUCCUAAGAGCAGCUCGGAGGACGAAAAUGGACUGAUCCGGAAUCUUAGCCAUUCACUGCAAAGCAAAGACAGAGUUAUUCAGGAAUGCGUGGCUUUGAUCCGAAAGCUGUGUUUGGACCUUGGCUCAGGGUUAGAGGAAGCUGAUAAACUCAUCAGCUAUGUAACAGUAAAACUGACCAGUUCACACUCAGAUCAAGAGGGGGUCCUAGAAGCUGAGCUGACCGAACUGAAGGAGCGAGAAAGAAGCCUGCAGAAAGAGCUGGAGGUGUUGCAGGAGGCAAACAGCAGUCAGGAGAGAGAUCUCCUCACUCUAAACAGUGUUCUCCAGACUAACCAGGAUGUCAUAAAUCAUUUGCGAGUAGAACUGACAGAAAAGACUCAAACACUGCAGGACUUGCAGAAAGAGAGGGGGUUAUGGAAAAAGCGGGACUCAGCCCUGGAAAAAGUGUUGCAGGAAAAAGAAGCUCUCAUCACUCGUCUGCAGCAAACAAUAGAGAGCUCUCAUAAAGAUGUUCAGACACUUUCAGAUUCUCUGAUUAGUCGGGGAUUGCAAGGAGGUGGAGCUGAGGGUGCUUUGGCCCAACAGGUGCUAGAGCAGGAGUCCCUGCUUUCAGGCUGCCUCAAAGAUUGGGAAUCAAACACUGCCACCACAAGGCAGGAAGUGUCAAAACUCUGCACAGCUUUAGAAGAAGCUGGGGCUGUAAUACAGGACCAAAGGCAAACACACGAACAAGCCAUCACAGAACUAUCAGAACAGCUGAAAGACUCUCGCAGGGAGCUGAGGGAGAUUAUUAAAGACACCAAACAGGCAGAACAAGCCUGGAGGUCUGAAAGGGUGAAAAGAGAUUUUGAAGAAGGUCGACUGGUCGACUGUUUGCGGAAAAGAGAUAAACUCAUUGAGCAAGUUCUCUUGGAUGCUGAGAAACGUGAUGGCAUGCUUAUAGAACUGCAUCAGGACAUCUUAAGUAAGGUUGAACCAAGGGUCGGUCUCAAACACACGCUAUGAUUGUGUGAAGUCUGUUUUGUGUGUGUGUGUGUGUGUGUGUGUGUGUGUGUGUGUGUGUGUGUGUGUGUGUGUGUGUGUGUGUGUGAGAGAGAGAGAGAGAGAGGAGGGGGUAAAAUAUAUACGCUGGUAUAUGUCUGUAUGAAUGGUGGUUAUAUACUGGGUUAUGACGGCCAUAUCUAUAUGUACUAAUACUGCCUCAGAUUGAUAGCCUCAAUUGCCAAAAUACCUUAUCUUCAUUUCUGCUUUUUAUGGGUUGAAUGUUUUUCUAAGGUAAGCCUUGCAUGUAAUUGUUUUCUAUUGUUUGUUCUCUGCUGCUAGUUCAGCCUAUUAUAACAUACUGACUUUGUGCAGCCUAAGUCACGUGAUAGUUUCAAUUUAUUUUCUUUCCAAAGCACAAUGUUUUAUAAGAAAUCAUCCUUUUUUCUUUUCCUUUUUUUUUAUCACCUACCAGACCAAAGGGUGCCUGCAAUGUAAUUCUGCUUUUAUUUCUGGGAUUUCUGCAAUUGAUAUUUUUUUAUUUUGUAAUGUACUACUACUGGGUUUUUUUGGUUAAACUUUAUUUUAAUUUUUUAAAGACAUCUUUGCGUAUUUCUUUAUUUAUAAGGGGCGGCUACCAAGUGAAAUUUGGUAAUCCCUUUUGUUGUCUACUGUCUUCUUUCCAUGUAGGCCCAAAAGCCUGUAUUCUGAAAUGUAAUGUACGGUUGAUGUUAUAUUUAUGUGCCUGGUUGUUCUUUAUUGAGAACAGUAACAAUAAACACGGUCACACUAUUACUAAAAUGA